Messenger RNA from Sebastes umbrosus (honeycomb rockfish), 1327 nucleotides. RefSeq names its product transmembrane protein 82-like. The record is from RefSeq and is a predicted model, not a curated record. Bases 236 to 1327 code for a protein of 363 amino acids. The transcript is spliced from 5 exons. Lineage: Eukaryota; Metazoa; Chordata; Actinopteri; Perciformes; Sebastidae.
UUUCAGCUUCUUUCAUCAGGAAAUGAUUAGACAGACAACCACACUCCUAUCACCUUUGACCUUUAGACCUUAAACAUGGAGCACACAGACCUGAUGAGCUUGAGGAAACAAAGGCGACGUGACGGUUUGGCUCACAAGAAUUCAGCACUUGUAGUUUCUGAUCAUUGAAGCAGCAUGAGUGAGAGAUCAUAGCACCUUUUUGUGUGUGUCCUUGUUGAGAUAUUACAAGGGAAACAUGUUUUUUCCCUUCUCCUGGAUCCUGGGAGCUCCUGAAUGGACGUCUUUUGAUUCAAACCCAAUUGACUGUUUUUUUCAAGGUCUUGUGGGUGCAUGUGGAAUAUCAGUGCUGUUCAAUUUGAUGAGAGUUUACAACUUCAUCCAGACAUGCAGUGAUUCUGAUACUGAAACUGAAACUGAAAGCAAACAGAGGUCAUCCUCACCUGGCCAUCUUCUGAGAGGGACCUGGGCAACAGCUCUGCAGUUCUGGUCCCUGACGGUCCUCCUGUCUCUGGUGGGCUCGAGGGUUUCCUCUCUGAUAGUGCUGGAGUUUUCUCUCAGAGCUGUUUCUGCCUGGGUAUCAGCAAGACUGGAUGCCAAUGGCAGAGGCCUAGACCUGCUCCUGAUCCAGUGCCAGUUCUCCCUGGGCUGCGGCCUCACCUGUACUCUUGACUUCCUCCAUAAGGGGGCUCCACGCAGCUCCAUCAGCUUGUUUCUGGCUGCUGCUCUCAGCUGGGCACUGGCAAGUGUCAGCCGCAGUCUGUGGAGCCAUGUGGCCAAACUCUACCCACUGCAUAGCAGAGAGCGUUACUGUGGGAAGUGCAUCACCCUCCUGGCCUCUGGACACACCAUACUGGCCUCGCUACAGACAGCGGUUGUCUUGGCCUUUGCUCUAGCAGCUGCGGCUUCCACCGCUACGGUUUAUGACCACUUCCUGUCCCAGAAGGAUGCUCUAAAGUUUUGGAUUCCACUGACACUCUGCUACACCAUGUUGGUGGUCUACAUUCAAGAGGACCAGCAGCGGCACACUGGCACACAGGCCCUGCUGCACACUGUCGUGCUGCGACUGGGAGCCUUACUGGUGCUCAUGCUGACCGUAGGCGACUGGUCGGAUGUCCUCCACGUCCUCAUCACGUUCCUGGGUGAAGCAGUCAGUCUGCUGCCCUCUCAGGACCUGCUGCAGGCCACAUUACAGGUCUGUGUUAAUCAUCUCUUACACUCACAGGGAUUUUACAAAUAUAUCUUAUGUCUCCCUUUUUUUACAAAACAUCAUCAGAUGACAGUUGAACCCGAAAUCUACCUCAAAUACCAGACACUACCUCGAAUGUAA